AUGUAUAAACAACAACAAUAGUAAUAAUACUCACAUCCUACACAAUUGAUUCCUUCAGUUUGUACUCUCAAUACAUAAGAGGAAGAUUCAUAAGACUAUUAAUUAAUAUAAAGAAAACUUUAAUGUUACAAAGAUAAUUUGAAAAUAAUUCAAAAAAAUAAUGAGGAUGAUCGCAAGUAUUUGUCAACAUCUUCAGAUGUCUUGUAAUUGACAGAAUCAUAAGAAGAAGACAGUGAAUAAUUACGAUAACAUAUUAAUUUACUUUAAGAUGAAUUGAGUAAAACAAAAUAAAAUAUGAUGUAAAUAAUUGAAGAAUUAACAUAAUAAAGAGAUUUACUUAUAUAUAAGAUUCAAGAAUUAGAAUCUACUAUUGAUAAUUUAUAAUAACAAAAGCAAAUUCGAAAUAAAUCAAUUCACUCUACUUUAUUGGAUAUAACAUAUGAAUAAGAUUAAACUUAAGAUUAUAGUAGAAAAAGGACAAGAUCAAAAUAUGAUGAUUAAAAUUGUUGGAAAAGAAUUUUUGAAGAAUUAACUGAAAUGUUGAAAACAGAAAAUGUAAUACAAGAAGUUCAUCGUUUAUAAUAAAAAUGCAUUAAAUAAGAUAAAUUUAUUGGAUGUGUAUAAGAUUUAGUUAUUAAAUUAACACCAAAAGAUAUAUUUGAACAUUCUAAACCUUAAUUAAGAGAUUGUUGGCAUUGGAUUAAAGGAAUAUGUACAGAAUAUAUGAGACUAAAAAAAAUGUAGGCCACUGUUAUAGUGGAAACAUGUACAUAAAUUCUCAAUGUCCAACCUUAAGACAUAGUUAAUUAAAUUUAAUUUCUAAUUAAAAGAAUAAUUGCAUAAAAAAAUUGA
Messenger RNA from Paramecium pentaurelia, 852 nucleotides. NCBI's taxonomy places the organism in Eukaryota, Ciliophora, Oligohymenophorea, Peniculida, Parameciidae. The record is from the annotation of a GenBank genome assembly.